Molecule: messenger RNA, 3576 nt
Organism: Penicillium crustosum
Lineage: Eukaryota; Fungi; Ascomycota; Eurotiomycetes; Eurotiales; Aspergillaceae
Exons: 2
Coding region: 1-3576 (1191 amino acids)
Source: RefSeq, a predicted model, not a curated record
AUGUCGCAACAACCGAACGAGCCCCUUGUACGAUCUUCAAUGUCUCCGGCGAAUAUACAACCCCGAAACCGAUCCUCAGGAACUGCGCCAUCUUUACUACGAUCCGAUGGGGGCUCAUUUCGCCAGACCCCGCCCCGACAGAACGACGACCGAGCGAGCGGGGAGUUAGAAGGUACUACACUGGGCAGCGGUUCUCGUGAUGGAGAUCGAAGGACACCGGGCCAGCGUAGGACCCAGAGCUCAAGUGGCUUCUUGCUCGACUCGUUACCUCGUCCGCGAAGCACAAGAGUUAGCUUGCACCGCCCUCGCCCGUCAGAACCUCCCCAGCCGAAGCGCAGCGUUCCCGAGCCGGAUAUCGUGGUCCCCAAGAAACGCUCGCGAUUCCCAUGGAGCCGGCAUAAGCACCGCGAGUCUGAAGCGAUGCCAGAGGAUGAAAGUUCAGUUCCGACCAGUGCUCCGCAGGCUCCUACGCCUCCUGAUACACAACCCUCCGGAAGCUCCUCACAGCCCGAGGUACAAGAAGACAAUGUGGCACAUUCAACUCCCGGACUCGAUAGGGACUCGAUUCAGAUCGUCAACUUAGCCUUGAAUCUCAAUGAAUCUCGGAGGAGGACAGCUUCUGGAAUACCCCCGGGCUCCGAGAGCCGAAGACCAAUAUCUGUCUCUCAACCUGCUGUUCCGACAGUAGACGGCUAUUCGUAUUCCCCACGUGCGAGGAAUUUCCAGCGCGACUCACCGUAUCGCAAUUUUACCCAGGUCUCCGGUAAUCGUUUGUCACAGGGGACACUGCCGAGCUUAGACCAAUCAUCUGUUGUGAAUUUAUUGCCUCGAUCCGCGAUUGAGGAUCACAGGGCAUACGAACUUUCCGAAAGCACGUUGGCUCGUGCUGAGAGAGCACGUAAUCAUUUUGAUUUAUUUCAUGAAUAUAUGCGCCUACUGCCCUCAUUACCACCUCUUCGAGAUGCAGUGAAGGCUGACGCCGAGUCUACACCACGGAAAGCCUACCGCGGCUAUAACCCGCUUCAAAUGAUUCGCAACCGGAAAGUCAGAUACCGUGAGAAAUGCACCAUUGAUCCAGCCGCAGAAGGAUGGCAUGACGUUGAAAGAGUCCACCAAUGGAUCAAUGAGGUCGAGCAAAAAUACAGCCAAAGAGAGUACGACCCGCUAGAUUGCUUAAAGCUGCCACCUUUCCAACAAGGUCGUCGCCACGUAUCUAUGGGGGAACACGAAGAUAUAGAUGCGAUGCCUACAUCUCCGGGAUCAAGCUUGCGACGAGUCAGCCGAACCAGCAGCAUGAAGGCCCGUCGACCACGUCUUGAUUGGAAGACCUCGCCGGCAGAGCUUCUGGCCGAUGCCGCCUGGCUGGAAUAUGGUGUCAACAAGACGAAGGUGGUCGAUAAGGAUGGCUUUAAACUCUACCCCGACUCUACAGAAUUAGUUAGCCUGGACGCAAGCGACGAUUUUGGGGCGCCUCAAAAGCAGCAGCGCCUUUCGGUUGAAAUGGCAGAUCCUAGAGAGGCACGUUCGUCACCGCACACUUCUGUGUCCAGCUCUCACCCUGCAUUGGCGCAAGAAUUCAAGAGUGUGCGUCGUGGGCGGCACAAGCACAGGUUUCGAAGUCAUUCGCACAGCUUACGCAGCCGUAGUGCUUCCAGCAAACGAAAGCCGUCACGAUGGGAUCAUGUCAAAAUGCGUUCGGCUAGCGUAUCGAGUUCUUCAAGCUCAGAUACCCACCCUUCCGUUGAUGAAAAGCCUCGCAUGUCUCGUGAGAAUAUCCGCGACCAUGUUCAAAGAUUCGUCGAACAUGCACACUCCGGAUCUCGGACAUCCCGCGCCAAAUCUCCAGCUGUUCUUAAUGAUGAAUAUGAUCGGGGAAGGACACCACAACCAACCGAGCCGUUAUCGGUCAACACGAAGCAAGCCCGCAAGCACAGAAAGGGCUCUAUCUCAUCAGCAGGCAGUCUUGAUGACCGGCACAAUCCUCGUAUAUCCCUAGAAGGCAUGGAUAGCACUGCGCCUAACUCUCCCGCUCGUGUUGGCUACUUCCCAAGCAUAGCAAUUGUUUCACGCCACGAGCGCAGCAAGAGCAAGCAAGCAGAUCGAGAGCGAGAGCGGGAAGAUGAAUUGCCGGAACCCGAUACUUUGCGUCAGCGAAAUCUGACGGCGCCUUCACGGACGGAGGGUGCUUCCAAGCUCGAGCCAAGUCCUCUUCCUGACGUUGUGUCGUCAUCCUAUAAUGAUGACCAAGGCACACAGGAAGGCAAUCGGGUAGAUGGACAUCGGUCCCGUAAAGGGCCCUAUCUUCCCGAAUCAAAGCUACGAGGAAUAUUCAAGGGACCAGGUCGCAUAGCAGAGAUCGUGGGCAACGAGGUUUCCAAAGUCGGAGAUCUCAUCCUGAAGAAAGAUGCAGAUCCCGAAUCUCGGAAAUCAUCGUCCGCGACCACUUUUGCAUCGGAUGAUAGUGAUUCUGAUGAAGAAUCUAGGGGUGACAGGAAAUCUGGCCCCAAAGGCCUUCUACGUCGCCUGCCAACGUUUACAGAUGAGCCUGGGCGAUUGACUCGCAGAAAUUCCGAGAAGAACUCAUCCCGAAACUUCAUCCCCUCUCUGCCGACCUUCACAUCACCCCUGCGGCAAGAUGAACGAAGCGAAGUAGCAGAGGUGACAGAUUUCGGCAGUCCUCGCGAACGAGUUUCCUCUGCAAGAAAUUAUGGUCCCCGUGAUUCUCCCAAGAAGUUCUCGCUGCCACGCAGCAAAACGCUGGAUUUCAGCCCUUCUAUGCACACGGAACGGACAAAGCGCCACGAGAUUAAAGACCCUUCUGUGCCUUUCAGCUUAACACGGCCUCCCGUCACAGGGCUUGCCAACGCUCGAGCAUCACCAGGGCUUUCACCGGAGGGAAGACGCUCUGGCCUUUCAGGUGCUAGUCGUGCCUGGAGUAUAUCUGGGCGCAGUAUCCACACCUUGAUUGACACCGGCGUACCUGGUAAACCCGAAGUCGAGCGCACACGGGCUCUUCUGUUGUCAUCGGGGAUCAAAGCGCGGGAGAUUACUCGCCGAGCCCACACUCCCCGUGAACAAGUUCCUAACUGGCUUCAAAGCUCCAUGGGCCCUGGUUCAUCUGUUCCACGGGUGACACGGGUCGGCGAGUUCGACCUCGCUGCUCAGUGCCUCCUCCAGCGUUUCGAGCACACCCAAUACUCGUUCCAACAAUCUAUGCACCAUUUCUCCACCUCCACCUCGUCGCCUCUUCGAUCCCAGCUGAAGAACCUAGAAAGCCUGGUCAAUAAUUCCCUGGCUCCUCGCGUCCGAGCCACGGCAAAUGACGCGGAGGAUUUGUGUGUCCAGCUCAACACGACCAGCACACUUGCUGUUAAGCAGUUGAGUGAUGCCCUUGACAAAGGCCUUCGUAAGCGUCGCCGUCGAUUGCGGUGGAUCCGUCGCACUGGGUUCAUGGUUUUGGAAUGGGCCUUAGUUGCUAUGCUUUGGUGGGUGUGGCUUAUUGUCAUGGGUUUCAAGCUCGUGCGUGGUGUCUUCCGGGGUGCCUUUACUGGUAUCCGAUGGAUCUUGUGGCUUUGA